Molecule: messenger RNA, 706 nt
Organism: Gordionus sp. m RMFG-2023
Lineage: Eukaryota; Metazoa; Nematomorpha; Gordioida; Chordodea; Parachordodidae
Exons: 4
Coding region: 73-615 (180 amino acids)
Source: RefSeq, a predicted model, not a curated record
AAAUAAUCGGACUAAAAUUAUUUGCUGUUUAAUUUUAAAAAUUAGGAAGUUGAAGUUUUUUUUAAAAUCUUUAUGACAUACUUAUUAUACCUUGAUAUAAUGACCAGUAACAAAAAGUACAAUUUCGUUAGCUCCGAAAAUCGGAAUUUGCUCAUCGAUCACAUUUACAGGGAUGGCAUGACUAUAAGAGAGGCGGCUACAAAACUGAAUAUUAAUUACUCCGCGGCUAGGAGGAUAAAAUCGAUAUUCACCAAGACAGGUGCCACCGUUCCUAACAAACGCGGAAAACCUCCUAUGAGGAAAAUUACGGACCCCAUCAUCGCCCUGAUAGUGGAAGAAACCGGAAAAUGUGAUAAAUUAACGCUCAACGAUAUUGCGAAAAAAGUAAAAGAGGCUUUCGACGUUAAAAUAAGUAAAUCGACGGUACGUAACGAGUUGGUGAAAUUGAAGAUUACACUCAAUAGAUCUCAUCGAAAAUUUUAUAGGUUUGAUCACAAAAACUCGUCACCCAAGAACGUUCCACCGCUCGAAAGAGCAGACGCAACUUCCGCGAAAAAUAAAGAAGAAAGAAGUAAUUAUUAUGCCAAUAUGCGAAGGGCUUUUCAAAUCACGUGAUUAAGUCCUUUUUCAAAUUGUUACAGAAAAAAAAAUAUGUAGAUUUUAAUGUUAAAAAAAUUAAUUGUGAUAAUGAACUCGGUAUUUUUUA